AUUAGAGGGAAGCGGCGGCCCCGCCCUCCCCCUUCACACUGGGAUAGAGCCGAGGGGGAGAUGGCCCGGGAGAGGCGGCACUGGCACCAUGGCAUUACCCAGCCUGCUAGUGGCUCUGAUUUUAGGGACGACCCCCGCAGCGGGCAGCUUUGACGCGGCCUCUCUUAACCAUCCCCUUGCCCCUGCUCAUGGCCCGCAGCAUUCCCGCUCGCCCCGCGCCCCGCCGGCCCCCCAACACCAGCCCGGCUGCCCUGGAGCCGAAGGGUCAGGGGGGCGCUUUGUCAACAUGACCGAGUUCGGCGCCGAGUGCCUGCCCUGGGCGGAGGUGCCCACUUUCCUGGAGAAGACCCCCCAGGGGAAGGGGCUGCGGGGCCAGCACAACUUCUGCAGGAACCCCGACGGCAGAAGCAGACCCUGGUGCUUCUACAGGAACAGCCGGGGCAGGGUGGACUGGGGCUACUGUGACUGCAAACAAGGGUCAGUGCGACUUCGAGGUGGCAAGAAUGAGUUUGAAGGCACAGUUGAAGUUUAUUUGAAUGGAAUUUGGGGAACAAUCUGCAGCAGUCAUUGGGACAAUAAUGAUGCAUCAGUCAUAUGUCGACAGCUUGAGCUUGGCAAAAGAGGUACAGCAAAGUAUACACCAUUUUCUGGACUGGGCCUUAUCCCUGUUUAUUGGAGUGAUGUACGUUGCCAUGGUGAUGAAGAAAAUAUACUGCUGUGUGAAAAAGACAUCUGGCAGGGCGGAACAUGUCCUCAAAAAAUGGCAGCUGCUGUCAUGUGUAGCUUUUCCCAUGCCUUUAUUCCAAUCCGUCUGGCUGGUGGGAGCAAUGCUCAUGAAGGAAGAGUGGAAGUCUACCAUACUGGCCAAUGGGGGACUGUCUGUGAUGAUCAGUGGGAUGAUGCAGAUGCUGAAGUUGUCUGUAGGCAGCUUGGCCUUGGGGGAGUAGCCAAGGCAUGGAGCCAGGCUUACUUUGGAGAAGGCUCAGGCCCAGUGCUGCUGGACGAAGUACGUUGUACUGGGAACGAGCUGUCCAUAGAACAGUGUCCAAAGAGCUCCUGGCGAGAACACAACUGUGGCCACAAAGAAGAUGCAGGAGUUUCCUGCACACCUCUUACAGAUGGUGCAAUAAGACUAGCAGGUCGGAAAGGCAGUCAUGAAGGACGUCUGGAGGUACAUUACAGCGGGCAGUGGGGCACAGUCUGUGAUGACGGGUGGACUGAGCUGAAUACACAGGUGGUUUGUCGGCAGCUGGGAUUUAAGUAUGGAAAAAGUGCAUCAGAAAGCUUCUCAGAAGAGAGUACUAGGCCUAUCUGGUUGGAUGAUGUCAGUUGCUCAGGAAAAGAAUCAACCAUCCUUCAGUGCUCAAAGAGAGAGUGGGGAAAGCAUGACUGCAGCCAUCAGGAGGAUGUCAGAAUAACCUGUCACCCAGAUAAUGACAGCCAUAGAUUCUCACUGGGUCCUCCCAUCAGGCUGAUGGAUGGUGAGAAUAAGAAAGAAGGACGUGUGGAGAUUUUUAUCAAUGGCCAGUGGGGCACAAUUUGUGAUGAUGGAUGGUCUGAUAAGGAUGCAGCUGUGGUCUGUCGACAGCUUGGCUACAAAGGCUCAGCUAGAGCAAGGACUAUGGCAUAUUUUGGGGAAGGGAAAGGACCAAUCCACGUGGAUAAUGUGAAAUGUACAGGAAAUGAGAGAUCCCUGGCAGACUGCAUAAAACAGGAUAUUGGAACACACAACUGCCGUCACAGUGAAGAUGCUGGUGUGAUCUGCGACUACCUUGGCAAGAAGGCCUCCGGGAACAGUAAUAAAAAUUCCCUUGCUUCUGUUUGUGGAUUGAGGUUACUGCAUCGUCGACAGAAGCGGAUAAUUGGUGGGAAAAAUUCUUUAAGGGGCGGUUGGCCCUGGCAGGUUGCCCUCCGACUGAAAUCAUCUCAUGGUGAUGGAAGACUCUUAUGUGGCGCCACACUCGUCAGCAGCUGCUGGGUGCUCACUGCAGCACACUGUUUUAAGAGGUAUGGCAACAACACUCGGAACUAUGUCGUACGAGUUGGGGAUUAUCACACACUGGUUCCUGAGGAGUAUGAGGAGGAAAUUGGAGUCCAACAGAUCAUGCUGCACAAAGAAUACAGGCCUGACAGCAACGACUAUGACAUUGCACUAGUGAGGUUGCAGGGACCAGAAGAACAGUGCGCCAGAUUCAGCACCCAUGUCUUACCCGCAUGUUUGCCACUGAGGCGAGAGAGGCCACAGAAAACUGCCCCCAACUGUUACAUCACUGGGUGGGGUGACACAGGAAAGGCCUAUUCAAGAACAUUACAACAAGCUGCCAUCCCCCUACUUCCUAAGAGACUUUGUGAAGAGCGUUAUAAGAGAAGGUUCACAGGGAGGAUGCUCUGUGCUGGAAACCUCCAAGAACAGAAACAUGUGGACAGUUGUCAGGGAGACAGUGGUGGACCACUCAUGUGUGAACGUCCAGGGGAAAGCUGGGUUGUGUAUGGGGUGACUUCCUGGGGUUAUGGCUGUGGAAUCAAAGACUCUCCAGGUGUCUACACUAAAGUGUCUUCCUUUGUACCCUGGAUAAAAAGUGUGACCAAAUUGUGAUCAUCCCGACUCAGAAACAGUAAGCAUUAAUAAAAGGAAGUUUCUGAGUCAGACGGGGCAGCUUGAACAGCACAGCCAAUGCACAGCUGGGCCCACACUGGGUGGGAAAUGGACACAUUCUUCUGUUUUGCAUGUUUUUAUUUUUGUUGAAUCAAGGAUGCAUAUUCACACUAUUUGUACAGUUACAGAUUAUUAAUGUGCAGUUUCCUUCAUGUUGAGCAAAAGUUUAUAUUUGCAUGGGAAAAUGCAAUAUACAUAAGAUUGGAGGGGAAAGGGGGCCAACAUUUUACUCCAAUAUUGGAUUGGGACAAUUUGAGAGUUCAAUAUACUAGUUACGCCCCACGAGAAGACUGCACUGGCAUUUAUGCUUCAGAUUCCUCCCAGAAUUACUUAUAAUCCUCACUUCUAGAGUAACCUAUUUAGUUCAAUGGUUGCCCCACUUAGAACUCCUCUAAUCUCAAGAAAGGCAUUGUCCUUCUAUUCUGUCUCAUGUAUGUUUCAGGUAUAAGCACAGCACAGGCUUUGCAUGCACAGGUCACAUUUGUCCCUGGAUCAUUCUUGGUAACACAGUAGGUCUACACACUUCAGUAGAGCAGAUUGAUUGCAAGACCUGCCAAUAAUUAAAACCCAAUUCUUCAGAACAAAUGUCCACACAGGUUAGUGUCCCUCCCACUCUCCAAAUAAUGCACAAUGUCCAAGUACAACUGGUCAGUGCAGUGGGGUAGAAUAAAAUUCCGUCAAAUAACGUGCCCUGUACACCUACAGGUGCCAGAUUAAAAAAUAAAAGCAGGUGGGGGAGAUAGGGGCAUAUUUGAAUUUCAGAAACACAGAGUAUCUUCAUUUAAAGAAAUGCCAAAUAACAGGGCACAUGCAAUUUUUGGUGGGAAUUACAUUGUCCUAUCCUGACAUCCACUAACAACUAUGGAUGCACCAAAAGCACUGGCCUAAAGGAGACAGAAUAAGCCAAAAAUUUUCCUUGAAUAAAAAUGAAGGUUACUUACCUAUAAUAGUUCUUUGAGAUGGGUCUGCAUAUUCACAUUUAAAGGUACUCCACACUUAUAGGUACUCACUGCAUUGUGGUGCCUUACAGCAAACACCUCUUCCAACAGUGUAAGUUAGAGCAGUGUUUCCCAACUGGGAAUGAUCUGGGAAUGAUAUGCCACCAUGCUCAAACAGGUGUGCUGUGGAAUUUUUUUGAAAAAGUACAUGUGAGGACCUGGGGGAAAGCCACCUUCUAGUUGGCUGUCUCCCUCGCUGCCCUGCUUCCUCCAGGGACGGAGCAACCAAUCAGAGCUCAAUCUCCCUCUCCUGUGUGAGCAAGGGGUUGGCUUCUCUGUCCCUCCCCUUCCCUGCUGUAGCCACCACUUGGGGGGAAGAGCCCCUGGAGCUCAAGGGGUGCCCUGGCAAAGCAAAUGUUGGGAACCACUGAGCCAGAGUGCUCUUGUAUCCCCCACUCCUCCCCUCAGAAUCACAACGCACUGAGAGCAAGGCUAUAAGGGGGGUGGAAUGCCCUCACCACCUCAGUUCCUUCCACUGCAAAGCAAGAGACAGAAUAACAAGGACUCUGUCAGAGAAGGGAAGGUAGGAGGCAUGAAUACGCAGCCCCAUCUUGAAGAAUUCCAGAAACAAGUAACCUUCAUUUCUUUGAGUGGUUCUGCAUAUUCUCACUUAUGGGAUAGACUGAUAAUCAGUGCUGAAACUAACCUGGGGGCAGGAACAGAUUCCUAGUUGAAUAGACUGAGGCACCACCUUGCCAAAUCUGGCAUCCAGACUAGAAGCCAAGUCCAGAGCAUAGUGCUAGGUGAAAGUAUACACCAGGUUGCAGCUUUGCAAAUUUCAGCAUCUGGCACCUGCCUAGGACAAAGGAGGUAGCCACAGUUGUAAUGAAAUGUAGUUGGAUUGCAGCAGGUACGGGGACUUUUGCCAAUGUGUAGAAUUCAGCAGUACAUUGUUUAAUACACUGACAACUACCUUGUCCUCAUGAAAAGAAGUAAAAAAGGUGAGUCGGCCACAAGGGCUUGCUCACAUUAAAUUUAUGACAUGAGAAAAAAAUAUGACUUUCUAAGAUGUUUCUUUUCAAAAUGCAUGACUAAAAAAUAAUAAAAUAGCCAGUUUUCAUAGACCUGUACCCC
Chrysemys picta bellii (western painted turtle) is the source of this 4728-nucleotide messenger RNA. RefSeq names its product serine protease 12 (gene PRSS12). Lineage: Eukaryota; Metazoa; Chordata; Testudines; Emydidae. Gene Ontology annotation, molecular function: serine-type endopeptidase activity. Gene Ontology annotation, biological process: proteolysis. The record is from RefSeq and is a predicted model, not a curated record. Gene Ontology annotation, cellular component: terminal bouton; membrane; dendrite.